GUCCUCGUAUAUAAAGAGCUGCGAAGUAACUAAGGGUCAUGUUUCUAUUUUGAUUCUUGAGUCAGUGAGACCGUGCUUCAAAUAUUCCCAACUGCUGGCGGUUGGGGACAGAGUUAACUCCUGGCAGCGGUCCGUUGUUGACUUUACUCUCGGAGCAAGCAUUCGUGAGAUUCUCGGGCCAGCGAUCGAGUGAACAGGGCAGAAAAAUCCGGGGAUCGAACCCUUGGAAAAAUAUGCCUGCUAACGAAGGGGUCUCCAACAUGGCCGAAUCUCUUGCUGGACAAGGGGAACAACCAUACACAUCAGAAGAAGAACAACAAAACGGGAACAGGGAUAACGAAGAAGACUUUAUUUUCGCAAUCGCUGUCGAUCUUUUCAUGGAUGUAGUAGGUACGACUACCGAUGACUUCACCGGUACGCCACAGGAGUCUCGGCGGGCUUCAGUAGCCGACCUUGCCGAUGGAGAGUCCACCAUUUUACGCUGCGAAGAAACCAACUUCGGCUCGAGCGAUACCCUAGAAGACGAUGGCAUCGCCUGGGGAAGAGUCGACCUUUUCGCCGACGAAGAUCCACCGGAAUUCCCGGACAACAAACCAACAAGAGACGGUAAAAUACAGCUCACACCCGAGCAUAGACUUCUGCUCGAAAACUUACUCCGAAGACGGCGCACUCGAAACGGCCCUCUCGAGGCUAACUCCACCCAAAACCCCGAAGAAGCGGCCUCGAACGAGACUAUAGAAGAAGAACUGGACGAAGAGCAGAUACAACAGUUUGCUGAGAUCGUGGAUGACCCAGAGUUUUUCAUCGAGCUUGAAGAGGACGAGGCUAGAGAUUCUCCGAGACUUUCUGCGGCCCUGAUCGGAGAGUUCACCGUGACAGAGUGCGGGGUGUGCCUCGAAACGCAGGCCCUGCACCGGCGGACGUGCUGUAACUUCCCCGUGUGCGAUGCCUGUUUGAAACAGUACUUUACAACACAGGUCCUCCAGGGUAUAGUGAAACUGUACUGUUGCAGUAGUAAGUGUCAGAGUACUGUUUCACGUGAGGAAAUCAUCUUCAGGCUUGACGAAGACGCUCGAGUCAAGUUCCACCGAUAUCUACUGGAAGCCAACAGAGAGCCCCAUGUUAAAACAUGCCCACGCUGCAGUGAACCAAUGACGGUUGAGAAGCACAUGGCCGCUAGGAAGGAUUGGCCAGCUGAGGAGGCUAUGGUAAGGUGUACCGAGUGCAACUUGGUGUGGUGUUUCCCCUGUCACGCCCCCUGGCACGUAGGGGUGAACUGCAGGCUGUACCAGAAGGGAGACAAACUGUUGAAGGUUUGGGCCAAGGAGCAGUGUCAGGGACAGGUCAAUGCACAGAGAUGCCCCAAAUGUAAGAUUUACAUCCAGAGGACGUCAGGCUGUGAUCACAUGACCUGUACGCGGUGUAAGACGGAGUUCUGCUACCGCUGCGGAGACCGUUUCCGCGACAUUCGCUUCAUGGGGAACCACUACACCAAACUGAGCGUGUUCGGCUGCAAAUACCUCUACAAGGCAGAGAAGCCUGUGCAGCGUAAGAUGAUCCGUGGAGCAGUGCUCGGUGGACAACUUGUCGCCGCUCCCGUGCUGGCUGGUCUAGCGGUGGGCGCUGGGAGCCUAUUGGUCGGAGUCGGCACGUUUGUGCUUCCAGUCUACGGAGGCUACCGGCUCUUCAAGAAGUACAAAGCUGUGCGGGCGCAGAAGAAAAGGCGGAGGUUUCAACGCCGGCUACGCAGCCAGGGCAGACUGGAAAUCGUGCACCCGCAUCUGGAACGAAGGGGCAGCGAUCCGUACGCUAGAUUUCUGAACAACCAAAUACAACCUGUCGGUCGUCCCGCUACAAACGAAACAGUUUACAUCUCGUAAACUGCAAUACUACUACUACUACUUCAACACAGCAUGUCAUUCCGUAGUCUGCAAAUUUACAAACUGAGUGUUUUGGUCAUAGGACUUGUACAAGAUAGCCGCUGGUUGAAAUGUUGAGAAUAAUUGGCUGCUGACAUCUCCUAGAUACAAAUGUAUACAAAAAUAUGUAGUAAAAUUAGGCACAUUUGGAGGCUACCGAAAGGAAAUAAUCUCCGCCCCAGAAACAUCGCCAAAAAAGAUGGCCACUAUUUUACCUGUAGGGUACAAGAUGACCUUGGUUGAAAAGACUUGGCUACACUUAACAUACUUCUAGAGUUUAAAACAUUGAGUUUUUUUAACUUGCACAAGGUGGUACCCACUGAUAGAAUUGUUGGUCAUUAGAUGCAUUUGCUGCUGGCACAUUUACUUGUCAUAAAUUUACCAAAAUAUGUCACAAAAUUAGAAACAUUUUGAGGCGUCAUUAGAAAAAAAGAUGGCCACCGAAGGUCGCAGGAUGACCUUGGUUGUAAAGACAACACAACUUGCUAGAAGCCAUACUUCUUGAGUUAUGGUGACCAAAAAUCUAAGUUAAAUGUUUGUAAAUUAAAAACUGGAAAGCAAUUAUCAAAUGCCAGAGAUACAAAACCAGCUGCCACAGACUGACAGAAUAUAAGCUGAAGUGUUGAGCAUGCAAGAACUUUAAAAAAAAGCCAUUGUUAGUUUCAUUGCUAAACCUAAGCCCUCUGAUGCCUAACCUUGUAAUUAAUACCCAAAUAGCUACUUCCAUACUAUGCUACUGUAAAUGUUAAUGUGCCUUCAAAUCAAAUUAGAUGCUGUCAAAGAACAAUGAGAAAUUUUUCAUUUUGUGAAAAUGUACAUUUACCAGGGUGCAAUUUGUGUAUGACCCAGUGUUCUAGACAGUCUGAAAUUUCUUUUGUCUUCUCCAUUUUGUUUGAUGUAACAUUAUGUUGAGCGCCAGAAACCUUGAGCUUCUGACAUGCUAUUUCCUGCAUUUUUCAUCGAUACUACCGCUAUAGUGAACAAAAAAUCUAGGUGCAAUGCAAGAACCACAAAUGCAUUUAUCAUAACUACAGUUGCAGCUUUGUAGAACCGUUCUAAUAAAUGUGAUAUUGAAAACUUAUAUAAUUAGCACACUGCAUAAAGUGCCUAACCUUAUAUUGGUACUACAAUGUUUUUGGUGGAUAGGUCUUCUGUAUCUUUGAUAUAAAUGAUAUUAAAUGCACUUACCAAUGCAAACUUAAGGGGAAGUGGUGCAGGAUAAUGUCGGGAGUUUUUGGGGGGAUACCUUUGGGAUAGUUAUACAUUAUUAAGUGAAGUAUAAUAGUUCUCUACGUUGUGAUAGUAACAAGAGGCAAUGUUUAUGAGUCAUAAAAUCAUUAUGAUAUGAAAAAUUGUUUGGUAAAAAAAGAUCUUCGUGUAUACUAUGGCAUUUGAUAUGAAAUCCAUAAUGUACAGAGGGUAAAUUUUUUUUUUCAAUUCUAUCCACGGUAUAUACAUGUAGAACAUGGCUUACUAUAUAUGAUUAGAUGAUCUAUGUUUCAACAUAGAAUUUGUUGUUUAGUGGAUUGCUGGUUGGUCCUUUAUUCACGAACAUUUGAUGGUGUUAAUUAUUAGUAGUAUUUGAAGGAGACAACAGAUUGUGAUGAUAGCAAGUUAUGGUAACUUUGAUAAUGUAUUAAAUGGGAUGAAAAUUGUCAAAAGGUUUUGGUGGUGGCAUAGAAAAUUUAAUGCUUUGGCAAUAAAUUCAAUUUUUGUUGGUAAAAGCAAGGAUGUGAUCAACGUUUCUAAAAUCGGCUUCAGAUUAAAGUAGAUACUUAAGUUUAUUGAUAAGAAACAGUAUUCCUUAUUAUAGUGAUUCAAAUAAAAAACUGAUUGCAUAGCCUUUGCACAUUAUGUAUAAUUUAUAUAAUCUAAGUUGACAUGGCCAAAGUUGGUUACGAGGCACAAU
Molecule: messenger RNA, 3828 nt
Organism: Branchiostoma belcheri (Belcher's lancelet)
Lineage: Eukaryota; Metazoa; Chordata; Leptocardii; Amphioxiformes; Branchiostomatidae
Product: E3 ubiquitin-protein ligase RNF19B-like
Exons: 6
Coding region: 234-1880 (548 amino acids)
Biological process (GO): positive regulation of proteasomal ubiquitin-dependent protein catabolic process; protein polyubiquitination; ubiquitin-dependent protein catabolic process
Cellular component (GO): ubiquitin ligase complex; cytoplasm
Molecular function (GO): ubiquitin conjugating enzyme binding; zinc ion binding; ubiquitin protein ligase activity
Source: RefSeq, a predicted model, not a curated record